This is a messenger RNA of Thlaspi arvense, 1887 nucleotides long. NCBI's taxonomy places the organism in Eukaryota, Viridiplantae, Streptophyta, Magnoliopsida, Brassicales, Brassicaceae. The record is from the annotation of a GenBank genome assembly.
AUGAGUAGACUUUCGAGGAUCCAUGGUAAAUUCAUCAAAAAAUUAAAUGGAUUCUCAAAUGGCAGCUACCAAUCACUCAUCUGGAAAACCUGGAGGUUCGUGGAAUAUCUUUUUUGUUUAUACCAUUCUCAUUCUGUCAAGUGUGUUUGCUCUUUUCUAGGGGUUUUAAGUGAUGCUUUAUAUAGAGAGCUUUGGCAUGCUUGUGCUGGGCCUCUUGUAACCUUACCUCGUGAAGGGGAACGAGUUUAUUAUUUCCCUGAAGGUCAUAUGGAGCAGCUCGAGGCAUCGAUGCAUCAAGGUUUGGAGCAACAGAUGCCUUCCUUCAAUCUCCCAUCUAAGAUUCUCUGUAAAGUGAUCAAUAUCCAGCGCAGGGCAGAGCCCGAGACUGACGAAGUUUAUGCACAAAUAACCUUAUUGCCAGAAGCGGAUCAAAGUGAACCCAUCAGCCCGGAUGCACCUGUUCAAGAACCUGAAAAGUGCACAGUACAUUCAUUUUGUAAGACACUAACUGCUUCGGACACAAGCACACACGGUGGAUUCUCUGUGCUACGGAGACAUGCAGAUGACUGUCUUCCACCCUUGGAUAUGUCCCAACAACCACCGUGGCAAGAACUGGUUGCAACUGAUUUGCACAACAACGAGUGGCAUUUUAGGCACAUUUUCCGAGUAUCUUCUAUUAUCAGGACAAGUAGGUCAGAGUUUAUUGUGAGCGUCAAUAGGUAUCUCGAAGCUAAGAACCAGAAGCUAUCUGUCGGCAUGCGUUUCAAGAUGAGAUUCGAGGGUGAAGAAGCUCCCGAGAAAAGGUUCAGUGGCACAAUAGUUGGUGUUCAGGAAAACAAGUCUUCGGUAUGGCAUGAUUCUGAAUGGAGAUCGCUUAAGGUUCAGUGGGACGAGCCCUCAUCUGUAUUCCGUCCCGAAAGAGUUUCACCAUGGGAACUCGAGCCCCUAGUUGCAAAUAGUACCCCUGCUUCACAUCCUCAGCCUCUACAAAGGAACAAACGACCUAGACCUCCUGGUUUGCCUUCACCAAAUACUGGUCCAACGGCUCCUGUUACUGCAGAUGGUGUGUGGAAAUCCCCGGCAGAGACUCCUUCCUUGGUGCCAUUAUUCUCUCCUCCUGCCAAGAUUGCUACUUUUGGCCAUGUUGGGAACAAAUUAUUUGGAGGACCAUCCAUAGGAUCAGCCUUUUGGCCAUGCCAUGCAGAUAGUGCAGCUGAAUCUUUUGCUUCAGCGUUUAACAACGAGCCUACUGAAAAGAAGCAAACUAAUGGAAACGCCUGCAGACUUUUUGGGUUUGAGCUAGUUGAAAAUGUUAAUGUGGAGGAGUGUUUCUCUGCUGCCUCUGUGUCCGGUGCUGUCGCUGUAGAUCAACCUGUCCCAUCCAAUGAGUUUGACUCCGGCCAGCAAUCUGAGCCGUUAAUUAUCAACCAAUCUAAUAUCCCUUCCGGGAGUGGUGAUCCUGAGAAGUCUUGUCUGAGGUCUCCUCAAGAAUCGCAAAGUAGACAGAUACGUAGCUGCACAAAGGUGCACAUGCAAGGCAGUGCAGUAGGUAGAGCUGUUGAUUUGACACGGUCUGAGUGUUAUGAAGACCUGUUCAAGAAGCUGGAGGAGAUGUUUGACAUCGAGGGUGAACUCUUAGAAUCGACCAAGAAAUGGCAAGUUGUUUACACGGAUGAUGAAGAUGACAUGAUGAUGGUUGGUGAUGAUCCAUGGAAUGAGUUCUGUGGAAUGGUGAGAAAGAUAUUCAUAUACACACCUGAGGAAGUGAAGAAACUUUCACCCAAGAACAAACUGGCAGUGAAUGUUAGGAAGCAGCCCAAAACUGAUGCAGACGAAAAUGGGAACACGGAGGGCACGGUAGAAAAAUUGAGUAUGUCAUUGUUUUAA